AUGGUCCAGCAAAGGAACGUGAGGAACCGGGGGGCGGAAACCAAGAGGGAGGUGUGUCCCAAAGACACCUUGCUCCUGAAGGAUGCGAAAGGCGAGCCGGGCUGGUGCAAGACCCCCAGCGGGCACAUCAAACGUCCCAUGAAUGCCUUCAUGGUGUGGUCCCAGAACGAGAGGCGGAAGAUCAUGGACCAGUGGCCGGACAUGCACAACGCCGAGAUCUCCAAGCGUCUGGGCAGGCGUUGGCAGCUCUUACAGGACUCUGAGAAGAUACCCUUUGUCAAGGAGGCGGAGCGGCUGCGCCUGAAGCACAUGGCUGACUAUCCUGACUACAAGUACCGUCCCAGGAAGAAAGGCAAGAUGGGAAACCCCAAGUCCCGCCCGAGAGUCCCCGUGAAGAUCAAGCCCUCUGUCCUCAGCCGUGUGUCCGCCAGCCGAAGACAGCCCGCGAAGCAAGACGCUGAUGGUGGUGGCCAGGUGGGACCGGAAAUUGACGAUGACCCCCUCGAAGCACGACUCCUGGAGACCUCCUUUGACGACAGCCCGAAAACUCCCGGCAAGGAGUUUUGGCACGUGCUCCCAGCAACUGGUGAGAAAGGAGGGUGGGCGGCCAUCUCCGGUGAGCCGAAGGACCCCGAAGCUGCUGCCUUGACCAAACCGUUUUUGGAACAGGCGAGGUCCACCGAGGUCCCUUCCCCAGCAUCCACCAGGUCCCCGCCUUCCUCCUUUGCCUCUUCGGACGAAGAGUUGGAAGAAGAGCUCUUGAAUUUCUUGCCGAGCCGAGCCCAGCCACCGGAUUAUUGCACCCCGGAGGUGACUGAGAUGAUAGCGGGGGACUGGCUGAUGUCCAGUAUCUCGGACUUGGUCUUUACGUACUGA
Molecule: messenger RNA, 876 nt
Organism: Gekko japonicus
Lineage: Eukaryota; Metazoa; Chordata; Lepidosauria; Squamata; Gekkonidae
Gene: SOX12
Product: SRY-box 12
Exons: 2
Coding region: 1-876 (291 amino acids)
Biological process (GO): negative regulation of transcription by RNA polymerase II; positive regulation of transcription by RNA polymerase II; cell differentiation
Molecular function (GO): RNA polymerase II cis-regulatory region sequence-specific DNA binding; DNA-binding transcription factor activity, RNA polymerase II-specific
Source: RefSeq, a predicted model, not a curated record